Molecule: messenger RNA, 438 nt
Organism: Didymodactylos carnosus
Lineage: Eukaryota; Metazoa; Rotifera; Eurotatoria; Philodinida; Philodinidae
Source: the annotation of a GenBank genome assembly
AUGUUCGGCAUAGCUUUGAAUGGUUUAUGGUCAGCAGCAGCGGUUUUAUUUAAUAAACCAGCAAGACAUAAUAAUCAGGUUGUUGUUGAACCACAACGAACAAAAUGGAAUAUGUUUAAAAAUCUCGUUUACAGUUCGUUCACAACUCUUAUGCCGACAAUAGGUGUCGAUAUAAUACGAUCUUUAACAGUGAAUACAGUUGCAUACGAAUAUGUAAAUACUGCUUUAUCGUUAGCUGGACUAUCACAGUCUCACCAUGGUCGUCAAGAUUCAUUAAAUCGCGUUAGCAAUAAUUCAAAACCAAAAGCAUUAAAAAGAAAUCAGAGUUCACGUUCAAUGUCCAAAAGAUAUCGUUCUCCUGUUCAAAUUGAUUUAUCCCACACUAUAAACCCAAUAAUAAAUGUUUAUAUUAACAAAAAAUCGGCUGAAGACACUUAA